This is a messenger RNA of Chrysochloris asiatica (Cape golden mole), 2012 nucleotides long. RefSeq names its product solute carrier organic anion transporter family, member 1B3 (gene SLCO1B3). The transcript is spliced from 13 exons. Lineage: Eukaryota; Metazoa; Chordata; Mammalia; Afrosoricida; Chrysochloridae. Gene Ontology annotation, cellular component: membrane. The coding region runs from base 3 to 2012 and encodes 669 amino acids. Gene Ontology annotation, molecular function: protein binding. The record is from RefSeq and is a predicted model, not a curated record. Gene Ontology annotation, biological process: sodium-independent organic anion transport; transmembrane transport.
UCAUGGCCCUGUCAUUAAGCUUUAUUGCUAAAUCACUAGGUGGUAUCAUUAUGAAAACUUCCAUUACUCAAAUAGAAAGGAGAUUUGAUAUAUCCUCUUCGGUCGCUGGCUUAAUUGAUGGAAGUUUUGAAAUUGGAAAUUUGCUUGUGAUUGUAUUUGUAAGUUACUUUGGAUCCAAGCUACAUAGACCAAGAAUAAUUGGAAUUGGUUGCAUCGUUAUGGGAACUGGAAGUAUUUUGACUGCUUUGCCACAUUUCUUCAUGGGCUAUUAUAGGUUUUCUAAAGAAAUCACUAAUCCAUCACUGAACUCAACAUCAAGCUUGUCAACCUGUUUAAUUAAUCAACCUUUAUUACUCGAUAGAACAUCACCUGAUAUAGUGGGAAAUGACUGUGUAAAGGAAUCUGGAUCAUACAUGUGGAUAUAUGUUUUAAUGGGUAAUCUACUUCGUGGAAUUGGGGAAACCCCAAUAGGACCUUUGGGGGUUUCUUACAUUGAUGAUUUUGCUAAAGACGGGCAUUCUUCUUUCUAUGUAGGUUCUUUGAAUGCAAUAGCCAUGAUUGGUCCUGCCAUUGGCUUUUUCUUGGGCUCUCAGUUUGCUAAACUGUAUGUGGACAUUGGAUACGUAGAUCUAAGCAGUGUUCACAUAACUCCAAAGGAUUCUCGUUGGGUUGGUGCUUGGUGGCUUGGUUUCCUAGUGGCUGGACUAUUCGCCAUUGUUUCUUCCAUACCAUUCUUUUUUCUUCCUAAAAAUCUGAAUGAACCUCAAAUAGAAAGGAAAGUUUCAAUAUCUUCUCAAGCUUCCAAAACAAAUAAAGAAAUGAAGUUAAGAUCAAAAUCAACCAACUAUGAGCAAACUGUGACUGGCAAUAUAUUUUGUACUGUUAUUUUUUUUACAGGCUUUUUAAAGUCACUGAAAAGCAUCCUUACCACUCCCCUGUACAUUAUAUUUGUGGGUAUUACAUUGUUUAGCUUCAGUAGCUUUAUUGGUGGUAUUACUUACAUCUUCAAAUUCAUAGAACAACAGUUUGGCCAGUCAACAGCUGAUGCAAACUUUUGGAUAGGGCUCCUCAGCAUGCCUACUCUUUCAUCUGGAUUUCUUAUAGGAGGAUAUAUCAUUAAAAAAUUCAAACUUAGCGUGGUUGGAAUUGCAAAAUUAUCCUUUUUUUCCUUUUUGUUGGCUUUCAUAUUACAAACAUUUUAUUUUUUACUAAUCUGUGAAACCAAAUCAGUUGCUGGCCUAACCUUGACUUAUGAUGGGAAAACCCCAGUUGCAUCUCAUAAAAAUGUACCACUUUCUUAUUGCAACUCAGAUUGCAAUUGUGAUGAGACCCAAUGGGAACCACUCUGUGGAGAGAAUGGAAUAACUUAUGUUUCACCUUGUCUAGCAGGAUGCAAAUCUUCAAGUAGCAAAAAAACAAAAAUGCCUAAAGUGUUUUAUAACUGCAGUUGUGUGGACAUAACUGGUUUCCAGAACAGAAAUAACUCAGCCCAUUUGGGUGAAUGCCCAAGAAGUGAUCACUGUGUAAAAAAUUUUUACUUAUAUUUAGCCUUGACAGCCUUGGUUACUCUUUCCAGUGGACUGGGAAGUACUCCUACUAUUAUGCUGAUUUUUAAAAAUGUUCAACCAGAACUGAAAUCACUUGCAUUAGGCUUUCAUUCACUGACUAUACGAUCACUAGGAGGAAUUCUAGCUCCUAUAUAUUUUGGGGCUUUGAUUGAUAGAGCAUGUUUGAAGUGGUCCAUCAGCAAUUGUGGAAAGCAAGGAACGUGUAGGAUAUAUGAUAACAAAUUAUUUGCAAACUAUUUCUUAGGAAUAACUUUGACCUUAAAAAUCUCAUCAAUUAUUUUAUUUAUCAUAUUCCUUUUUAUCAUGAUGAAAAAAUAUCAAAGAAAAGAUACUAAAACAUCAGAAAAGAAAGAAAAAGUUGUGAUUGAAGCAAACUUAGAACCCUUAAACAAUAAUGGACAUUUUAUAUCUUCUGCUGGAGAGGAUGAUGAAACAAGUAUUUAA